This is a messenger RNA of Beauveria bassiana ARSEF 2860, 1065 nucleotides long. RefSeq lists its product as uncharacterized. The coding region runs from base 1 to 1065 and encodes 354 amino acids. NCBI's taxonomy places the organism in Eukaryota, Fungi, Ascomycota, Sordariomycetes, Hypocreales, Cordycipitaceae. The record is from RefSeq and is a predicted model, not a curated record. The transcript is spliced from 2 exons.
AUGGCCCUCCGCGUCUCGCUCAUGGCGGCCUACCUGCUGGCCGCCCGGACCGCCUCCGCGAGCCUCGCCCUCGCCGCCGACUCCAUCCUCGUCCGCGCCCAAGACGUUCUCUCGACGCCCUACCUCUCCCUCACGCCCAAGCCCGUCCUUGGCCGCCGCCAGCAGCAGCCACAAGUCGGCGACGCAAACAACAACACCAACAACGAUGCCACCACGAGGAAUGACGGCAUCCAGCUCCAGCCCGACGGCUCCCUCAACCUCACGGCGUGGAACAAAGACACCGACGCCGCCUGCGUCGACGCCCUGCGCGCCAUCACGCGCGCCACGAACCCCUCGGGCAACUGCAUCUGCUACAACUUGCCGUCUCUCGACGCCCGCACCGGCGUCUUUGGCGCCGAGCUGCGUCUCUACAAGGUCUCGGAUCCCCGCGACGGCUGGGCCGGCAUCGCACCCGCCGACAUCAAGGUCAGCGUGUCGUAUAGCGGCGCCAGCGCGAGCCCCGUGAGCCCUGAGGCUGUGAAUGGAAAGGGAUUGCAGGGCGGCGCAAAGUCGGUAGUGCAGAGGUCCGUCGGCGGUCUCGAGAGCCGCGAGGAUCACAACCCGCAGCUGCUUCAUGCGUACAUGCUCGUGGGCCAGAUUGAUAACAAGGAAAUGUUGGAUCAAAUGUCCAUGGCCGCGCUUCAGUCGCUCGUCAUGCCAACCCUCACCCUCGCCGCCACCAACAGCAGCGGCGUCCGGCUCGCCACAAACGUCAGCCUCAACGAGGCCACCUUUGUCAACGGCGUCUUCUCGCGCGACAUUGUCCAGUCCGACUUUUCCGCCGCCCAGGCCGCCGUCGACGACGCCCUCGCCGCCCUGCACAACGGCACCGCCGCCUUUGUCCUGCCCGGCGUCCAGCUCAUGAUUCUGCCCAUCGGCCUCAUCAUCACCUCCAUCUGGCUGGCCCUCGGCCUGGCCGCCUACGGCUUGGGCACCUUUGAGCGCGUCCAGUACGCGGCAAUGUACAGGGAGCGCAAGGGCGCCGCUGCCGGCGGAGGUCGAGGGCGGGGAGUCAAGUCGUUUUAA